This is a messenger RNA of Verticillium dahliae VdLs.17, 1194 nucleotides long. RefSeq names its product alpha/beta hydrolase fold protein. Bases 1 to 1194 code for a protein of 397 amino acids. The record is from RefSeq and is a predicted model, not a curated record. Lineage: Eukaryota; Fungi; Ascomycota; Sordariomycetes; Glomerellales; Plectosphaerellaceae. Gene Ontology annotation, molecular function: hydrolase activity. The transcript has 2 exons.
AUGCCGAUCACUAGCAUGGCAACAACAGACAAUGGUAACAGUGUAUUAGUUGCCGGCGACCAGUCCAAGCCGUUGCCUCGUCAUCAGCCUCCUUUCCUAACCCGUGUCUUGAUGGCCAGCAAGCUCUCGGCAAUUCAGACUGUCCUCGGCCAGCUGGCUUGGUAUGGCAGUUGGCGCGACUACUUUUACCCCCCCGAAAUACGGCCUGACCUUGUCAAGCGAUAUGAGGUUCGGCCAGCGCUGCAAGUCCGCAUCUUCUUCCCCGCUUCGUAUGACAAGACAUCCCCAAAUCCCCUCCCCACCGUCUUCACUAUUCAUGGGGGCGGCUUCUGCAUCGGCAAUUCCACCGAGGACGAUGUCUGGAAUCGUACCUUUGCCGAUGGCCAUGGGGCUCUUGUCGUGAGCCUCGACUAUGCCAAGGCUCCCGCACACGCCUACCCUGGACCCCUACACGACCUUGAAGGCCUUUACCACGCCGUCCUCAACGACGAGAGUCUGCCCAUCAAUCGCCAGCAGACGGCGCUCCUCGGAUUUAGCGCCGGCGGCAACCUCGCUGCCACUCUUUGUCAGCUCGAGUCGCGCAAGGCCCGCGAAGGCAAGCCAUCAGCCGUGCCUCGCGCCGUCAUCCCCAUCUAUCCGCCUCUCGACUUUUCUGUUGCAGUCCCCGACAAGAAGCCAUCGCGUCGCUUUAAAGAGGGUCUGCUCCCGGGUUUGCGAGGUGAGCGCCGCGACUACGUCGCUGACCUUGCGCCCCUGUUUGACUGGGCCUACAUUCCCUAUGGACACGACCUACGCGACCCGUUGCUGAGCCCCUGGCACGCCAAAAAAGAAGACCUGCCCGCCAAUAUCUUUGUCGUGGCAGCUGAGCUCGACUUUCUUGCCUCCGAAGCCUGGACGUGGGCGACCCGACUGGCAGGGCGCGAACCCGUCUCGGGCAUUCCUGGACGGCCCGAGGUGGCUAAGACGCAGGAGCUGGAACUUGUGGACGAGAGAUUCGCGUGGACGAGCGAGGACGGUGAAGGAAGCAAGCGGUGGCUGCUUGUACCAGACGUGCUGCACGCCUUCGACAUGCACCCAUCGAGUGCCAUGGUCUCGGACGCUGUCACGCUGCGGGACGGCAACGCCAAGGCGGUCAAGGUCAUCCGGGUUUUGGGGGAGUGGCUUCAAGAGACGGUGUGGAAGGGGCCACUGUAA